AUGGCGGCAGUUGCGGUUGUAUGGUGGCAUGAGAAGUAUAUGGAAAGGUACCAAAACAGGAAGAAUUUUAUUGCAACAAAUGUCUUAGGAGCUUGUUCUCGUGACUUGAAAUUUGUUUAUGUUUUACCUGGUUGGGAAGGAUCAGCUGGCGAUGGCAAGGUUCAUGGCUACCCGUUAUCACCUUAUGAGUGGUCAACAAGCGGGAGCAACCCAAGAACUUACAAGGAGCUGUUUAAUCUUAGACAUUCAAUUGCCAGAAAUGUGAUUGAAAGAGCAUUUGGAUUGCUCAAAAAGCGUUGGGCUAUCUUAAGGACUGAUUCGUUCUUGAAAUUGAAGACACGAGUCAAUAUCAUAAGCGCAUGUGCCAUCCUCCACAACUUCAUCCGAAUUGACAAGCCAAAUGAUCCAUUAUUAGAUGAGGUAGAAGCUGAAUUAGCUAGACAAUCUGGUCAUGGUGAUGAUGACGUGGUUCAUGGUGAUGUUGAUGUGGAAGUUGGUGAGGAGGAUAUUGAUGUUCAUGGUGGUACAAUCCCUAUAGCUAAUACAGAUCGUAUUAGGACAAUCCGGACAACAAAUGAAUGGACUCAAAUAAGAGAUGCGCUGGCACAAGCGAUGUUUGUUGAAUAUCAACAAAGAAGAGGAAAUUUAUGA
Messenger RNA from Cornus florida, 651 nucleotides. RefSeq lists its product as uncharacterized. The record is from RefSeq and is a predicted model, not a curated record. The transcript is spliced from 3 exons. Lineage: Eukaryota; Viridiplantae; Streptophyta; Magnoliopsida; Cornales; Cornaceae. The coding region runs from base 1 to 651 and encodes 216 amino acids.